Messenger RNA from Columba livia (rock pigeon), 8699 nucleotides. It is a transcript of the gene CEP250, whose product is annotated as centrosomal protein 250. Gene Ontology annotation, biological process: cilium assembly. NCBI's taxonomy places the organism in Eukaryota, Metazoa, Chordata, Aves, Columbiformes, Columbidae. The transcript has 31 exons. Gene Ontology annotation, cellular component: centrosome; centriole. The record is from RefSeq and is a predicted model, not a curated record. The coding region runs from base 486 to 7328 and encodes 2280 amino acids.
CAGCGGCUGAGCGGGGCUGGGGCAGAGCUGACCUGCUCGGCGGAGCCUGAGAAGCGACGUGCAAACUCCCUCCCUGCCCUCCCUUCAGGGCCCGGGGGACCUUUCCCCCUUGGGAAUCUCGAGUUGGGGUCCGGCUGCCCAUGGGGCAGGUUCUGCUGGCCAGCGCUGCCUUAGCAUGAGCAGACAGUGCUGUGUGCGACAGAAACCCUGGCUGGCUGGCCUGAAGAUCACAGAAGGUCCUGCAGUACCGGACUCGGUGCCGAGAGCUGGAGCAGCAGGUGGAGGCAGGAGGGGGAUCUCUCCCCGGCAGGUGGGAAGCCACAGAAGACCACAGCCUGGAGAAAGCACUGCUGCAGCUGGAAGAGGAGCAGCAAAGGUGUGAGAAUCUGGCAGAAGUGAACGCUCUCCUGCGGGAGCAGCUCGAUAAAGCCAGUGAGGUUAAUUCAGCCCUCAAAGAAGAUGUUGGAAAACUGACGGCGGAUUGGAUGAGGGCCCGGGAGGAGCUGGGCUUGAAGGAGAGUGAAUGGCGCCGUGAGCGCGAGGUGCAUGAGAGCUACGUCAGGGGUGAACAUCAGCGUCUCCUCAGCCUGUGGUGCCAGGUGGUGACCUUCCGCCGCCAGUUCCUGGAGAUGAAGACUGCCACUGACCGAGAUUUGUCCGAGCUGAAGGCAGAGCACAUGAGGCUUUCUGGAGCUGUGCUCGUGAGCUGCUCCCGUCCAACCUCUGGUGUCCAGUUCUGGGAGUCCCUCACGCUGGGCAGAGCUGUCGUGAGGGGUCAGACAGAGCAGCAAGUGGAACAGGAUAGAAACCAGAAGACUCAGGCGGUGAUGUGCUUACAAGCCAAGGGAGACCUGGAGAAGAAGGAGCUUCAGGACAGGGUGAUGGAGCUCUCGGCCUUGCUUGUACAGUCCCAGAAGCAGAACGAGGAGAAAGAGAAGAUCAUGAAAACGCUUCAGGACACUGUGGAGAUUCUGGAAGCCGGUCGGUUAGAGAAAGAACAUGAAGUUCUGUGGAGUAAAAGUGCUAAAGAGGAGAACCUGUCCCUGCAAAAGCUCAUAAAAGAUAUAACUGAGGUGGUGUUGGAUGCCAGUGACAGCACGGCCAGCGUGAUCUGCCCUGACAGUUCCCAGCAGGCAGAGCCCAGCACCAUCCCCUCUGUCCUGAGCUCCGGCGGGGCAGAGCAGGCCUUUGCCUUGGUUCAGGAGGCGCUGGCAAGGAGGCGAGGAGCAACACGGGCCCUACACAAAGAGCUUUCUGCCAGGCAGGACUCUAUCGAUUCCCUGCUGCAGCAGCACAGGCAGCAGGAAGAGAAGUGCAGGAAGCUGCAGCAGAGGCUUGAGCAGCUGCAGGAGGAAUGCGCCACGUCCAGCAGCCAGCGGCAGCACCUCCAGUCUCUGGUGGAAGCGCUCAGAAGUGACUGUGCCAACCUGGAGACAACCAGGGACGAGCUACAGCAGCAGCUGGAAGUAACGGAGCAAGAAGCCUCGCGUCUGCGUCAAAGGAACACGGAGCUGCAGCUGAAGGAAGACUCAGCCCAGGGGGACAAGGUGGAGCAGCAGCAGGCGAUGGAGAGAGCGCGUCGUGAGCAGGAGCUGCUGCUGAAGGACUUUGCUGCACUCGAAGGAAAACAUUCGUUAUUGCAGAGUGAGCUGGUAGUGGCGAGAGAGACGCUGGAGGAGUCGCAGCUUCAGAGGGAUCUGCUGGAGCAAGAGAAACACGAGCUGACCACGGCCCUGGAGAAGGCCAAGCAGUCGGUGGCAGAAUUGACCAGGACUCAGAAGAGCCUGAGUGUUGAAAUAGCUGAUCUCCGUGCUGCAGCAGCCAACAUGAGCAGUAUCAAUGAAGCUCUUGCAGUGGAGAAAGUGCAGCUGAACAACCUUGUGCUGCAGCUGGAGCAAGAGAAUGAGGUUGUGUCAGAGAAAGUGGCCGAGCUGGAGAGAGCAAGAGUCUGUGAGCAGGAGCAGCUGAGCUGGUGUGAAAGAACCAAGGCAGAGCUCUGUGCAGAGAAAGCCCAGCUGGAGCAGCUGCUGCAGGAAGCAGAGGAGCAGCAGGAGGGGCUGCGGGUGCAGCUGAGGAGACUGGCAGAGGAGAAGGAAGAAACCCAAGAGCAGCUCAGUGAGGUGUCCCGGCAGCAAGAGUCGGCCAGCACUGGUCUGGAGCAGUUGCGCCAGGAGUCCUCUCGCCAAGGGCUCGCACUGGCCAAGGUGUGUGAAGAGAAGGAGGUGCUGGUGCAGGAGAAGGCUGCCCUGGAGCUGCGCCUGGCAGCCGUGGAGCGGGACAGACAAGGCCUUUCCGAGCAGCUGGCAGAGGCCAGGCCGGUGAAGGAGACCCUGGAGCGCAGCCUGUUUGAGGCUCAGCAGCGCGUAUCUCAGCUGGAGAUCGCCCGGAGUCAGCUGGAGAUGCGACUUCACAUCGUCACGCAGGCCAAGGAGGUGAUACAAGGGGAAGUGAAGUGUCUUCAACGUGAGCUGGAAGCAGAGAGAUCUCUCCUGAGGCAGGAACAGGAGAACACGGCACAACAGCUCUUAUGGAGAGAACAGCAGCAUGACGAUACCCUCAGACUUCGGCAGAGCGAUCAUGAAGCAGAAAUACAGAGGCUUCUGCAAGACCUGGCACGCGCGCGGGAAGGGCACCAGUCAGAGCUGCAGGAGCUGCUGGAGCGAUGGCAACAGGAGAAGGCAGAGACAGAGAGGGAGCACGAGAAGCAGCUGUUGGACAUGGAGCAGAAAGUUGCUGCCGUGCAAGCUCAACAACAAGAGGAACAAACCAGACGUGAAAAUGCUGAGCGAGAGGCCGUGCUGGAAAAGGAGCGUGAGAAGAAUUCUUUACUGGAGACGCUCCUCCAGACUCAGGGAGAGCUCACAGACGCCUGCCAGCGGGUAGAGCAGCUCAGGCAGCAGAUGAAAGAGCAGCGAGAGAAGGGGCAGAAUGUCACAGAAAAGCUGCAAACAGAGCUGGAGGAAGCUCAGAGCAAGAUCAGGGCAAUGGAGAAGAGGCACGAGGUAGAAUUCCAAACCGCCAAAGAGGAAAUGGAAGUGCUUCUGCAGCAGAGGGAUGCUCUACAAAACCAGGUGGAAGAGUUGAAAGCUCAGCUGGCAGCCUCCGAAGAGACCCAGCAAGUGAUUGGCUGCAAAGCUCAGCAAGAUCUGAGUGAGGCACAGGAACUGUCAAGGCAGAAGGUGCUGGAGGUUGAGCACCUCCAGAAGAUCCUGGAGGAGAAGAGGAGUCAGUGGGAGGAGGCAGAACAUCAGAACGAGGAGCUGCAAGCGCGUCUGCAGUCAUUGGAGGAGGAAAGGAGUCAAUGGGAAGAAGUAGAGCGUCACAACACGGAAUUUCAGGCUUUGUUGAAGGUUCUAGAGAGUGACAAAGCCAGGCUGACUCUGUCUCUGGAAGAGAAGGAACUGAGCCUCAGAACCCUGGAAGAAAACAGCCUUGCCCAGCACAACGAGGUUUCUCAGCUUCUUUCUGCUCUUCACCAAGCUCAGCAGCUCCAUUCAGACCACAGAAGAGAAAUACAAGAGCUCAACAACCAGGUGCGGUCACUGCAGGAUGUGGUUUUGGAGAAGGAGGCUGCCCUGGCGACUCGAGAGAAGCAGCUGGUACAGGAUCUGGAGGAGUCCCGAGCGGGCGAACAGUGCUUGAGGGACUCUUUGCGCAUGUUGGAGGCUGAGAUGUCUGAUCUGCAUUUGAGGCUUUGUAGCACAGAGAACAGAGCGAAGGCGUUGGCCACGGCGUGCCAGCAGGCGGACGGUGCCCACCGGGAAGCCCGAUCGCAGCUGGACAAGCUGCACUUGGUUCUGCACCGCAUGAUCUGUGACAGCAGAGACUUAGUCACUGGGAGUUCAGAACAGGGUGAUGUUUCUCAGGCCAGGGCCCUCCCUGCAGAGGUCACAGUGGACAGCGUCGCAGCAGCCCUACAAGACCUGCGUCAGCACCUGAAGCAGACUCAGCAAGAUCUGAAUGAUGCAAGGCAGAAGAUACAGGACUUGGAGCUGGAGCUGAGCAAGAGGCAAGCGGAGAGGGACCAUUUGAGUGCCCACAGUCAGGAGCUGCAGACACAGUUGGCUCAAAGCCGGGAAGAGACACAGAUGGCAGAACGCAAGAAGAACUCUCUAGAAGCUGCCCUGCAGGAAGAGGCAGCUGCUCUGAAGGAGGAGGCUGUGACUCUACAUCAAGAGGUGGCAUCUUUGGAAAGGAAACUCGAGAGCACUGAGAAGCAAAGAAAGGAUGUCCUGCAUGAACGGGACAGGCUGGAAGCAGCUAAAGAAAAGCUGGUAUGGGAGAGAGAACGUCUCCAGGAGUCAGUCACAGCCGCUGAGAGCCGAGCAAACACAGCAACAGAUAUGAACCACUGCCUUGAACAAGAACUUCAAACUACUUUGUCUAUCUUAAAAAUCAAAAAUGAGGAGGUGGAAACACAGUGGCAGAAAAUGCAGAUGCUGCAGCAAGAGGCAGCAGAGGGUAAAGCUUUGCAGGAGACUCUCAUUCAUAUGAAUGAUGCCCUGUCAGAGAGGGAAGGAGAAACACAGUUGUACCAGGAACAGAUGAGAAUGCUGGAAAAUCAGAAAGAAAUGCAGAGAACUGCUCUUGAUCGGGUGAUGAAGGACAUGGCAGAGAAAAACCAGCAGGUGCAAUCCCAGCAAGACCAGAUCCGGGAGCUGGAGAAGCAGCAGGAGCUGCAGAGGACGGUUGUAAGUGGGAUGAGCAAAGAGCUGGAGGAGAGAGAGCAGGAGAUCAGAUCCCAGCAAGCACUGAUAGCGGAGCUGGAGAAGCAAUUAGAAUCGCAGAGGACUGCUGUCAGUAAAAUGACCAAAGAGCUGGAGGAGAGAGACCAGGAGAUCCAAUUCCAGGAGGGGAAAAUAAUGAUUCUAGAACAACAUGGUGCAUCACAAGUGAAAAAUCUGCUUGUGGAUCUUGAUCAUAUGAAAGAAAACUUGAAGGUAAAAAAUUCAGAGCUUACAUCUCUGACUCAGCGGAUCCAAGAACUGGAAGCAGAGGGAGAACAGGCAAAAUCUCUCCACACAAGCCUUGAACACCUGAGGGCAGUUCUUAAGGACAGAGAGAGCGAGUGUGAUUCUCAAAGGGAUCAGUUAAGACUCUUGCAGCAGUACAAGGAACAGCAAGAGGAGCGCCUGCAAGAGCUUCAUGGUCAAGUAGAAAAGAUGACACUUUUUUUAGCUAAAAAAGAUGAAGAACUUGACGCACAACAAAAGCAAAGCCAGGAAGCUGAAGAAGUCAUGGAAAUGCAGUUAAGGACUGUCCAUGACCAACUGGAGCAGACCUUAGAAACCUUAAAAGAAAAGGACAGACUCAUAGACAUCCAAAAGCAACAAAGAAGGAGCUAUGAGGAAAAAACAGAAAAACAGAUGAAUGUCUUACACAGAGACAUAGAAUACACUAAGACAAUACUGAAAGAAAAGGAUUUCCUGAUUGAAUCUCAGAAGGAAGUGAUUGAGACCCUCCAAAAUCAAGAACAAGACUCUGAACAGCAGAAGGAAAUUCUGCAGCAUCUUCAAGUGGCACUAAAGAAACAAGAGCAAGAAAUUUUAUCACUUAGAGAGCAAUGUGAGGCAUACAGGGAAAAGGAGAAACAGCAUGAAGGUGAGCAAAGAAAUCUUCAAGCAGCACAACUGACUCUAAAAGAAAGAGAAAGCAAGAUAGAGGUUCUGGAGGGGGCUGUCUCUAAACUUCAGCAGGAAAAGGAGGAGGCAGUGAUGCAGACCGAAGCCAUAAGGCAAAAACUAGAAUGUGCUGAAUCUUCUUUAGAAGCUAGAGAUCAAGAGAUAGUGUCUUUGCAAGAACAUGUCCAGGACCUUCAAGAGCAGAAGGAGUUGAAAGGCAAGCAGGCUCAGAGUCUGCAGCAGGAUCUAGACAAAAUGAGCCAAAUAGUGAAGGAGAACUGUUUGGAGUUCCUUCAGCAGACAGAGCAAAUUAAUAUGUUCCAGCUUUCUGAAGAAAACAUGAAAAUAGCUCUAACAUCAUGCCAGAAACAAGUCAAUCUGCUUGAGGAAGUGAUGAGGAAGAGGGAUGAAGACAAUGAAGAAGAAUUGAAGACCCUGCAGAAUCUCCAGGUCAGGCUAAGCCAGAAGACUGAAGAGGUUAGACACCACAGAGAGCAGGAGACGCUCCGGGGAGAAGUCUGCCCUGAGAGGGGACGAGAGACCAAGGUUCAAGGUGAGCAAAGAGAAUUAGAAGAGGAAAUAAGAGCUCUUCGGGAAGACCUCCAGCAUGUUCAACAGACUCUUCCAAAGAAGGAUGAAGAUCUCGAGCACCAGAGAGACAGAGUCAGGUAUUUAGAGGAGACUCUGGAAGGGAGGGAACAAGACCUUAGAAGGCAGAGUGACCUCCUGAAACAAUUAACAUCGGCUCUGCGAUGGAAAGAUGACGGGGAGACCCUGAAGAAACAAAUCCAGAGACUCCAAAAGUGGGAGGAAGAGGAGGCAGAGAAGAGGCAAGUUGUCCAGGAGAGAGAUGGUCUCUUGAGAAGGCAGAAGGAGCUGACCCAACAGCUGGAAGAGGAGAGGAAAGCAAAGGGGGAAGAACUGGAGCGUGUGGCUGCUCUUUUGAAGCAGACGGAAAGCAGAGAACUGAAAUGGCAGCAGAAGGCACAAGCACUGACUCUUGCCCUCACCAGGAGUGAAAUGGCCACUGGGACUCUGAGGGCAGAAGCAGCUGUCCUGCAGAACAUGGUUUCAGAGAGGGACACGGACCGGUUUCAUCAUCAGCAGGCUGCUGCAGAAGGGGAGCGGCUCUCCUGGCUCUCAGAGAAGAGACGCCUGUCGCAGCGGCUGGAAUGUCUGCAGGGAGCAGUUGCAAGGCUGGAACUGGAGAAGACGGAGCUGAAGCAAUACAACGCUGAGCUCAGGAGGACCCUGGAGCUGGUGGAACGUGAACGCAGGAGGCUGAAGAGAUGUUGCCGUGGUCGGUCGCUGCCAGAUGCGUGCGGGUUGUCUCUCUCUGACCAGCGGGAGGUGCCGGCUUCUAGACAGGAGGAGUCCCACACGUGCUGCACUUGUCGCUUGGCCGAGCUCCAGCAGCAGGUGUCCCUACUGCAGAAGCAGCUGGCACAAGAACGAAAAUACAAGCAAGACUAUAUUGAGAGCUGCACAAAGACCAGCCGGGAGCUCUCGGACCUUCACCAAGAGCUUUCGGCCUCCUUAGCAGCUGUGGCCAGGGAUCCCAAAGCUGCUGUUUUGGAAGCAGAAACUUUGAAGCUCCAUCGGUCUCUGAACCUUAACUUGGCACUACUUUCUCUGGACCGUCAGAGUCCUGAGAAACAGCCACUGCAUUCAACAGCCAGACCCACCAGAAGCGAUGACCCGAGGUGACAGCCCCAGCGUACGGCAAAAGGCUGAUUUCCAAAUUAUGUUUCCUUCAGUGCCUGAGGAUUAUGGGAAACCAAAAGGAAUGCAAAGUUUUACUGUUUUACUUAAUGACUGCGCAGAACAACUUUCAGCUACUUUGGGUACAUAUGUAUAAAUAUGGAACCAACAGCAACAGCACAUGAGACCAAAGUUUAUGUACAAGUGUAGACAAACACCCAUGCAACCAGCAAUAAGGGAAGCAAAAUCAUCUCACUGGGAUUUAACAUUCUUGAAGCCAGAAACAAAACAAAAUGACAAAAUAACGUUUUUCUCACAAGUGGACAAUUUUAUUUUUCAAACACAGUUUUUCGGCGUUUCUGGUGUUUCUGGUUCCUUCAGACGUGUGAAUGUUGCAUAAAGACAGGAAGGAGAACUUGCCUUGAAACAAGUGGAACGUACAGCACUUACUUUGCAAAUAAAGAUGAUGAGGAGACCUUCAGAGGUCUUUGGGGCAUGAAGAUUACCAUGGUGUAAGGAUAUUUAACUUUCUGAAAAACCCUCAGGACAUUUAGAAUGCCAAGCACAAGUGAAAUGUGGUUUGAAUCUAUUUCAGCAGGUGAGAGAAUGCACUUGCGUCUCUUAAGGGCAUGAGAUUCAUAGGCUACCGACGUAACUUUCCCAGCCAGCUUUCUCUUCUGAUGAGAUGUAGAAAGAAGUUUACAAGUCUGGGAGAAUUUGUCAAGGAUACUGAAGUCAAAGGAAACAGUAUUGGUGGAAACCAAGAAGGAGGUUCCAGGUUAAUUAAAGAUUGAUAAGAGGAAACAUGAUAGUCAUGAAGUAUCUAAAGCAGUCAUUCCAAAAUACACUAUGACUCAAUUUCUUUUUUAUAAAAUGUGGAUUUCUGUUUGCUUUGAAAUUUUUUAUGGCAUUUUGCGUAUUUCUCUACAGCUUUCAUUUUUCCAGGCAUGGUCGAGUGUUUCUUCAGGACCAAGACUCUUGGAGCCAGGGAGAUGGAACAUUUCUGUCCUCCUCUCCCUCCCAUUGUUCAGGUAACCAGGGCAGUAUCUUCUCUCUGUGCAAGGUGGAUUUUUAGCUCCUGCUGAGUUUCUGCAGACCAUCGGGCAUCUUAUCACUGCUGAGAGCUGGAGGAGUUGUUGCUUUGCACAGGGCAAGCUCAUUGACAGUUCUUGUUCCAAACUGAAAGCUAUCAGCUGUUCUGACACUCCUCUCUCCUUUAAGCUGUUUCCACAUGGUAACACAACCUUGACAAAUUUUUAAGGCUGUUUCCAUUGAAUUCUGUCACCAGAGGCAGGAAACGACGCUGUUUGUGGAUGUUGCCAAGUUGGUGCAAUGUUAAAAGAUUUGCUUAUUAAAUAUCUCACUCAAAUUGUUUCA